AUGGCAUGGGCAUCUCGACCUCGACGGAAUAGCAUGUCUUCUAUGGGAUCUGGAUCUGGUCUGCUCUCGUUGGACAGUCGGCCAAAUAGUGCUUACGGUGCUGCGAGAGUUGGGUCGUUGGCUGGGAGCAGGAGUGGCGGGAAGAGUUUAGUGAUGGAGAAGUACUCCCUCGGUCCCUCACCUGAAGAAUGGGGCCUUCCUCUGUACAUCCAAGAGACUGAUGAUGCACUGCACGAUCCCCGAACUCUGGAUGAUUCCAGAGGGCACGUCUUUACGUGGCGCGGAUUCACUAACCUGGGGUGCUUGGUUCUUCUGGGAGUCGGUUGCGUGGCAUUAUUCGCUGCCUACCCCAUGGUCAGCAGCUUCAUGGAGCGGAGACUGACGACGCAAGGAGGAUUCAACCUGGGUGGGAUCAACGCGACGGGCCAGCUGCCUGACCUCCCCGGGAACUUCCAAAUGAUCGACCGUGACACGCCGCGGGAGGCCUACACGAAGCCUUCGUAUCGUAACCCGGCGGAGGAGAUGGUUCUAGUGUUCUCGGAUGAGUUUAACAUGGACGGACGGACGUUUUAUCCUGGUGACGAUCCGUUCUGGGAGGCUGUCGACCUUCAUUACUGGGGAACGAACGAUCUUGAGUGGUACGACCCUGUGCAAGCCACAACAGAAGGCGGGUCCUUGAGACUGAAGAUCGAACGAGCCAACCCGGAGGACAACCACAACAUGAACUAUCGAUCGGGAAUGAUUCAAUCAUGGAACAAGUUCUGCUUCACCGGCGGUAUAUUGGAAGCAUCUGUCCAACUCCCGGGAUCGUCGAUAGUCAGUGGUCUCUGGCCUGCUGUCUGGGCAAUGGGCAACCUAGGUCGCGCUGGAUAUGGUGGCAGCCUCGAAGGAAUGUGGCCAUAUUCGUACGACACCUGCGACAUUGGCACCCUUAUCAAUCAGACGAACCCCGACGGAAGUAAAACCCCCAUCGCGGCGUGGACCAACGGAGACCCGAAGUUCGACGGACAGCUGUCUAUGCUCCCCGGUCAGAAGCUCUCUGCGUGCACUUGUGCGGGCGAGGACCAUCCAGGACCGAAGAGACCAGACGGGACGUUCGUCGGCCGUGCUGCUCCUGAGAUCGAUGUCAUCGAGGCCAUCGUCGACAACGAAGAGGGUUUUGUGUCCUUGUCAGCUCAGUGGGCUCCUUACAAUGCACGCUACAUCCCCCUCAACGAUUCGGAGCAUUUCAUCAUCCACAACGAGGACACGAUCCAGAACUCCUUCAUUGGCGGUGGCUUCCAGCAAACAACGAGCGGUCUCGCACGCACGAACCAGAACUGCUACGAGCUCGGGACGGGUUGUUAUGCCGUGUACGCCUUCGAGUACAAGCCCGGGUUCGACGAGGGCUACAUCACCUGGGUGAACGACAACAAGCUCUCGUGGACGCAGCUCGGGACGAGCAUGGAGGCGGACCCUGUUGCGGAUAUUGGGAGACGGGUGGUCUCGCAGGAGCCGAUGUAUAUCAUUGCUAACCUGGGCCUCUCGUUGGGCUUCGGCACCGUCGAUUUUGAGCGCCUCAUCUUCCCGGCAGUCAUGAGCGUCGACUAUAUCCGGGUGUACCAGCCUGCAGGACAGAUCAACGUUGGCUGCGAUCCGAAGGACUUCCCUACUGCAGCAUAUAUCGAGAAACACAAGAAGGCUUAUACGAACGCGAACCUCACGAGAUGGGAGACGGAGGUCAAGGAGCCAUGGCCGAAGAACAGGCUUGUUGACCAGUGCUAG
Cyclocybe aegerita is the source of this 1764-nucleotide messenger RNA. NCBI's taxonomy places the organism in Eukaryota, Fungi, Basidiomycota, Agaricomycetes, Agaricales, Hemipholiotaceae. The record is from the annotation of a GenBank genome assembly.